GCUAACUCAGCCGAGUGGACCGAGCAAAACACACACACUACGCAUGCACUGACUCAGUGACUCGCUCACUCGCUUAUAAAAAUUAUUUAAAUUAAAAUCUCCACUUGCUUCUUCAACACAUCAUCGUCUUCUUCGACGGUUUCUAGAGAGAGAAAGUCUUCUUGAGAGAGAAAGUCCUGUUCAGUUCGCGAAGUGAGAGAGGAAAACUAAUGGCCGGUGUUAAUCCGAACGGCGUUGCUGAUUUUCCGGCGGUUCAGACUCACGGUGGACAGUUCAUUCAGUACAACGUGUUCGGUAACCUCUUCGAGGUUACGGCCAAGUAUCACCCUCCGAUCAUGCCUAUUGGUCGUGGCGCCUAUGGAAUCGUUUGUUCGGUGUUGAAUACGGAGACGAAUGAGAUGGUGGCUGUUAAGAAGAUAGCGAACGCUUUCGACAAUCAUAUGGACGCUAAGCGUACGCUCCGUGAGAUUAAGCUGCUUAGGCAUUUGGAUCAUGAAAAUGUGAUUGGUUUAAGAGAUGUUAUUCCCCCACCCUUGCGUAGAGAGUUUAAUGAUGUCUACAUAGCCAUGGAACUCAUGGAUACUGAUCUUCACCAUAUCAUUCGCUCCAAUCAAAAUCUUUCAGAGGAACACUGCCAGUACUUCUUGUAUCAGAUUCUUCGUGGACUAAAGUACAUACAUUCUGCAAACAUAAUCCAUAGAGAUUUGAAACCAAGCAACUUGUUACUGAAUUCAAAUUGCGACUUGAAGAUUAUUGAUUUUGGUCUUGCACGGCCAACUUUAGAAAAUGACUUCAUGACAGAGUAUGUAGUCACAAGAUGGUAUAGGGCUCCCGAAUUGUUAUUGAACUCCUCAGAUUACACCUCUGCGAUAGAUGUGUGGUCUGUUGGUUGCAUCUUUAUGGAGCUUAUGAAUAAAAAGCCUCUGUUUCCGGGCAAAGACCAUGUGCAUCAGAUGCGCCUAUUGACAGAGCUUCUUGGCACUCCAACUGAGGCUGACCUCGGGUUAGUGAAAAAUGAAGAUGCGAGAAGAUAUAUCCGACAACUUCCUCAAUAUCCUCGCCAACCUUUAGCUAGGAUCUUUCCCCAUGUUCAUCCCUUGGCCAUUGAUCUGAUUGAUAAAAUGUUGACAAUUGAUCCCACCAGAAGAAUUACAGUUGAAGAAGCAUUAGCCCACCCAUACCUUGAAAAACUGCAUGAUGUAGCGGAUGAACCAGUCUGCAUGGAGCCAUUCUCAUUUGACUUUGAGCAACAGCAAUUGGACGAAGAGCAAAUAAAAGAGAUGAUCUAUAGGGAGGCAUUAGCACUCAAUCCUGAGUUUGCUUAAAGCAAAGGACGCAAGGAACUUGAAGUUUAGAAGGAAAAGAAAAAAAAGAAUUCAUUUUCAAUUUUUUCAUUACUAAGUUCCCUGCAGCGCAAAUUUACAAGCGGGAAAGGAUCAAGCUGAAUGCGAAUUCAAUCUUGUGGCCAACCAAACUCGCUGGGUAAUCCUGUUCAAUCUGUGUUCCUAGUUAGGUGCAACUACGGAUUUUGAGCUAACGAGUACCCUUCUGUUGUAAAGUGCCAUGUAAUGAUAUUUAUUCCACAUAUUUUUUUAACCCUGUUUUGUUGGUUUUUUUUUUUUUCCUUUUCUUUUGGCCCAUGCCCUGUUUUAUUUGUAUUUUGCUUAGGCUAUUUCCAUUUUAACUUCUUGCUACCAUGAUUACUGCUUUUUUCUGCUAUAUUAUCAUU
Molecule: messenger RNA, 1729 nt
Organism: Gastrolobium bilobum
Lineage: Eukaryota; Viridiplantae; Streptophyta; Magnoliopsida; Fabales; Fabaceae
Product: mitogen-activated protein kinase 3-like
Exons: 6
Coding region: 210-1325 (371 amino acids)
Biological process (GO): intracellular signal transduction; protein phosphorylation
Cellular component (GO): nucleus; cytoplasm
Molecular function (GO): ATP binding; MAP kinase activity
Source: RefSeq, a predicted model, not a curated record